Molecule: messenger RNA, 936 nt
Organism: Trichoplax adhaerens
Lineage: Eukaryota; Metazoa; Placozoa; Uniplacotomia; Trichoplacea; Trichoplacidae
Exons: 9
Coding region: 1-936 (311 amino acids)
Source: RefSeq, a predicted model, not a curated record
AUGGAAAGCACUAAAAUCGAGGAUUUAAAUCAACAUCUAGAUUCCGUCCAUGCUCAAGACAGCGAAGAGAAGAAUCGACAUGGCAAAAAAAUAAGAAUGGAUUAUGACGAGCAAUACACUCUUUGUCCAAGAAGCGAAUGUGGCAUAGCAGUCGCUCUAACAGAAUACGAAGAUCACCUACUAGCUCAUUCUUUACAAGAUAGUGAUAUUCAGUCUUCAAGUAGGAAACAAUCUGACGAAGGAUAUUACAAGCAAGGUGUGCGGUUCUUAGAGAAAAUGGUGGAUAGCAAUCGUAUGCAAGUUGGAGAAUAUCUUAAACAGAAGGCACGAUUGUUAGAAUCUACUAAGGGUGGCAUUGAUGAUAAUAAAACUCGGACAUGUGGCAUUAUUGAAUAUUUACGUAACUUUUAUUCCAACGAUGGUAAAAAAGAAGUAAUCUUAUGCUUACCAGUUGAUCAUUUCUCAUCAAAUUAUGCUGACUUCGGAUGGGGUUGUGGCUAUCGUAAUAUUCAAAUGUUACUUUCGUGCCUAAUGGGAUGUUCUCAAUAUAAAUCAGUGCUUUUUAGUGAAAUCCCUUCCGUAACUGAAUUGCAGUCAUACAUUGAGAGAGCCUGGAAGAAAGGCUUUGAUGUUGAAGGCGCAUCGCAGUUGGGUAAUUGUCUUCAUAAUACAAAAAAAUGGAUAGGAGCAACUGAAAUUGCCUCAUUAUUUUUAUCAAAACAUGUUUGGUGUAAACUGGUAGAUUUCUCAAAAGCUUCCGACGAUGGAACUCAUCCAAAACUGUUUCAGUGGGUAUCAGAUUAUUUUAAGGGAUUAAAAACGACUCAUCAUCAGUCCUCGGCAAUGCCAUCUUUAACAUUUCCACCGUUAUAUUUACAGCAUGAUGGAGUAGAAUCAGAUACAAAAAUUAUAAAAUCUAAAACUCGAAUUAAUUGA